Molecule: messenger RNA, 3120 nt
Organism: Parnassius mnemosyne (clouded apollo)
Lineage: Eukaryota; Metazoa; Arthropoda; Insecta; Lepidoptera; Papilionidae
Source: the annotation of a GenBank genome assembly
AUGGUAGCGGAAUUACGUCAAAAACUACCCCAGGAGGGUACCAGUACCCCUGAAGAAUCCCUCGCUGAGCAUCCACGACCAUGCAAUUCCACUCCUGAGCGUGGGUGCUCAGGCUGCCCCGCGUAUUCUGGGGGGGGCAAAAUUCCGCUCAACACAAUAACUGCUCGGGGCAAACUGAGCAACAAGACCAAGGCGACCCCUGCCACGCUAUCCGUGAAUUUCUGCAACAUCAGGGGACUUCACUCGAACCUAAACGCCGUCCACUACCAUCUUGAGACGGCGAAGCCGGCCUUGCUCUUUCUGACCGAGACGCAGGUGUCCUCUCCGGCUGAUACUUCGUAUCUCUCCUACCCGGGGUACAAAUUGGAGCACUCCUUUGUGCCUCGGGCUGGAGUUUGCGUGUAUGUCAGAGAGGACAUCUGUUCUCGACGCCUCGGCAGUCUUGAAGGUUCGGACCUGUCCAUCCUUUGGCUACGCGUAGACAGCGACGACCAUCCGCGCGUCUACGUGUGCCUCUAUAGGUCCCAUAGCGGUAAUGCCGAAACAGACCGACUCAUCGACCACGUCCAAAUGGCUACAGAUUCCUUGCUACAACAGGUCCCAUCCGCAGAGAUCGUGAUCCUUGGCGAUUUUAACGCCCACCACGCCGAAUGGCUCGGUUCACGUUCAACCGAUCAUGCGGGGAGAUCUGUUUAUGACUUUGCCUUGGCAUAUGGUCUGACACAACUGGUUACAUCGCCUACGCGGAUUCCAGAUGUUGAGGAUCAUACACCUUCCCUGUUGGACCUUCUGCUGACCUCUCAUCCGGACGGAUAUCAGGUUUCCGUCGAUGCCCCUCUUGGCUCUUCGGACCAUUGUCUGAUCCGGAGUGUGGUGCCACUCACGCUCCCUUCGCGGUUGCGUUCUGCAGGUUGCCGCCGUGUUUGGCAUUACAGGUCGGCGGAUUGGGACGGAAUGCGGUCUUUCUUUGCUUCCUACCCAUGGGGGCGGGUUUGCUUCUCGCCGGAUGAUCCCAGCGCUGUUGCUGACUCUGUCACUGAUGUAGUGCUACAGGGAAUGGAACUAUUUAUUCCAUCAUCUGUGGUACCCAUCGGAGGCAGAUCUCAGCCUUGGUUUGGUCGCUCCUGUAAGACUGCAUUACGCAGUAAGCAGGAGUGUUAUCAAGCCUGGGCUGCGGCUUCGGUGACUCGGGAUGUAAACACCAGCACACUCAAAAAGAAGUAUAACUUCGCCUCCAGGUCCUUCAAAAGAGUUAUUGCCAAGGCAAAGUCAGAGCACAUAGGCAGAAUUGGCGAGAAACUAGUUCGCCUUCCUUCGGGAACCCGUGCAUUCUGGUCUCUCGCCAAGGCUGUCCAAGGGAAUUUCUGUAAGCCAUCACUACCAUCUCUGCACAGGGAGGACGACUCAUUGGCCCAUGACGCAAAAGAGAAGGCCGACCUUUUAGGCUCCCUUUUUGCGUCCAACUCGACUGUUGAUGACGGGGGGAACACACCGCCGACCAUCCCGCGGUGUGAGUGCUCCAUGCCGGAUGUGCGAUUCUCACAGAGCUCGGUUCGCAGAGCACUCCUCUCCCUUGACAUCCACAAGUCGAGUGGGCCUGACGGAAUCCCCCCAAUUGUGCUGAGGACGUGUGCUCCGGAGUUGGCACCGGUUCUAACGCGUCUUUUCCGGUACUCCUACUCCCUAGGCGUAGUCCCAAAAUCAUGGAAGACAGCUUUUGUCCACCCGAUCCCUAAAAAAGGCGACCGCUCAGAUCCGUCCAACUACAGGCCUAUCGCCAUCACCCCCUUGUUCUCCAAAAUAAUGGAAUCCGUUGUAAACUGCCACCUCAUGCGGUACCUUGAGGAUCACCAGCUGAUUAGUGACCGCCAGUACGGUUUUCGUCGGGGUCGAUCAGCUGGUGAUCUUCUGGUCUACUUAACUCAUAGAUGGGCGUUGGCAGUAGAGUCCAAGGGGGAGGCAUUGGCCGUUAGUUUGGACAUUGCGAAGGCCUUCGAUCGGGUUUGGCACAAAGCGCUUCUUUCGAAGCUCCCUUCCUAUGGGCUUCCCGAGAAAUUAUGCAAUUGGAUCACCAGCUUUCUUGCAGAUCGGAGCAUCAAGGUCGUUGUAGACGGUGCAUGCUCCGACUACAAGCCUAUUAACGCUGGUGUUCCACAAGGCUGCAUGCUAUCACCAACGCUGUUUCUUCUGCAUAUCAAUGAUAUGUUGCAAGCUGGUAGCAUUCAUUGCUAUGCAGAUGACAGCACUGGUGAUGCUCUAUACACCGGCCGUGCCAAUAUUUCUCGGGAAAACGUCACCGAGUACCGGAACAAACUUGUGUCUGAAGUCGAGUCUUUGCUGGACAAAGUCUCGGAUUGGGGGCGACUAAAUCUAGUCCAGUUUAAUCCUCAGAAGACACAAGUUUGCGCGUUUACCGCUAAAAAGAACCCCUUUGUCGUAUCUCCUCAGUUUCAAGGUACUCCCCUUGUUGCCUCAGCCAGUAUCGGAAUCCUUGGCGUCGACAUAUCGAGUAGCGUGCAGUUUCGUGGUCACUUGGAAGAGAAGGCCAAAUUGGCCUCUAAAAAGCUUGGUGUGCUCAGCAGAGCGGGACAGUAUUUCAUGCCGGCUCAACGCCUGCAACUUUACAAGGCGCAGGUUCGGCCUCACAUGGAAUACUGUUCCCAUCUCUGGGCUGGGGCUCCCCAGUGCCAGCUUCUUCCACUUGACCGCAUCCAGCGCAGAGCGGCUCGAAUCGUCGACGACCGAGUCCUUUCCGAUCGGCUCGACUCAUUGGCACUGCGAAGAGAUGUUGCAUCUCUUAGCAUUUUCUUUCGCAUUUACCAUGGGGAGUGCUCUGAGGAAUUGUUCGGAUUAAUCCCAGCCGCCAAAUUUCACGAACGCACAUCGCGGCAGAACUCCCGAUACCAUCCACACCAUCUGGAUGAUUGGCGGUCCACCACUGUGCGAUUUAGAAGAUGUUUUCUUCCUCGCACAACUUCCUUGUGGAAUAGUUUACCACCAGCGAUUUUUCCGGACCGAUACGACUUAGGGACCUUCAAGAAAAGAGCUUACUCCUUUUUAAAAGGCCGGCAACGCAUCUGCAAUUCUCCUGGUGUUGCGGUUGUUCAUGGGCGGCGGUAG